UAGUCUAUCUUGUUCCAGCAACUAAGAUACUCUCUCAUUGCUCCAGUGCUAAAAUAAUCCUCCCUUAUUCCUCCAGUAACUACGAUAUUCCUCUCUCAUUGCUCCUGUAACUAAGAUAGACUUCUCUCAUUGCUCCGGUAACUAAGAUAGACCUCUCUUUGCUUCAAUAACCAAGAUAGUCCUCUCUCAUUGCUCCAGUAACUAAGAUAGUCCUCUCUAAUUGCUCUAGUAUCUAAGAUAAUCCUCUCAUUGCGCCAGUAACUAAGAUAGAUUUUCUCUUUCCUCCAGUAACUAAAAUAGACUUCUCUCAUUGCUCCAGUAUCUAAGAUAGACCUCUCCCAUUCCUCCAGUAGCCAAGAUAGACCCCUCUCAUUGCUCGUGCUAAGAUAUUCCUCCAAUAACUACGAUCGUCCUCUCUCAAUGCUCCAGUAACUAAGAUCAACCUCUCUCAUUGCUCCGGUAACUAAGAUAGACCUCUCAUUGCUCCAAUAAAUAAGAUAGUCCUCUCUCAUUGCUCCAGUAAAUAAGAUAGUCCUCUCUAACUGCUCCAGUAUCUAAGAUAGUCCUCUCAUUGCACCAGUAACUAAGAUAGACCUCUCUCAUUCCUCCAGUAACUGCCUGCCUCUAUCCUCCCUUCCCUCAGUGGCAAUCGUCCAACUUCAGCCACAGUCUGUCACUUUCAUCAGUAUAAUUGAGGCUUUUUAAUAAUAGUCACGUAGUUUAACCCAACUAACUUUAAUUACAGUUUCCAAACCUCAAAGGCAGUCUAACAACUUCAUUGGUGGUCUGUCAGCUGCAAAGACAGUCUGUUUUACUCAGUAAACAGCAUACCAACUUAAAUGGCAGUCUACAUAUUUUGGUCCACUACAUCUAACAAUCUCUCUGCAGAGGAAUAUUCUGCUAACCUUGGAAUAAUUCUAUCAAUGUUCCAACUCUAUCCAUUUUAGUGACAGUUGCAGAUUCUUAACUAGCAACAUCAGUACCAAUUUGCCAUUUUCAAUAACAUUUUACCUUCAACAGAACUCCACGUUUUAGUUUCCUAUAUUUUCUGGCAGUCUCUACUAAUAUUUUACAUGCCUUUACAUUUCUAACAGUAUCAUCAAGAAUUUACAAACCUCCAAUUCUUUAUCAGCCUCAGUAUUGCUCCAUCAGCUUCAAUAACAAGAUAAUUCUCAGCAGUUGUGUUCCCCUCAGUAACAUUAUUAACCUCAGCAGAAAUCCUCUGUCCUUUAUUGAUGCUACAAACUUUAACCCUUUUCAGUUACUGUUGUCAACAUUAUUGCAUCUGCUACACUAGGAUUCGCCUAACUUCAGGGCUUCUCCAUCCGCAUAGGUGUUCUACUAAGCUUAGCAAUACUCUGCCAAACUUACCAGGACCUUAGCUUUGAGUGAAAUCUAUCAGUCACAGGAACACAUUGCCAACCUCAACAGCAUUUAACCAAUAGCGCAAAUUUAGUUAACACUCAGUAAGGGCUUUGGUUCUUGUUCUUAAAGUUAAUCAGAACUGUGAAUGAGCAAAUAUAUUUUGUUUUAUCUGCAUAUUAAUACACCUAUAAUUUUAUGACGUGAGUGUUGUUACACCUUACUAAUUGAUCUAUCUUGACAGAUUGACUCUUAAUGCAUGCAUAACAAAGUAAGUUUCAUUAUCAACUCCCAAGAAGCUAUCUAUUGAAGUGCCAUUUUUAUGAGCUACAAUGGAGGAGGUUUAUAGAAAGCAGAAACAUGGCAAUCGGGCUUCCUCUAAAUUAAAAGCGAGCAUUAAAAUUCAAAAAGAGAAUUUGGCAGCUCAAAUGAAUUUGAAUACCAGCCUUUCCAAAUAUAAUUUGAGUGAUCAACAGGAAUUGCUUGCCACGGCCACUUGCAGCUGGCUUCAGCCCACUGAAGAAUUUCAGUAUCCAGUAGAGUUGCCCAGUGGAUUGUCAAGCCAAAUGAAAGACUUCAAAUAUCCCAAUGCUGUUAUUCUAGCUCCAGUGGUACAGGAUGCUCCAUUUAAUUACAAAGAAUUCCAACAGAUUUUGAGGGAAUUGGUGAUGGGAAUUUAUGUUAUGAAUCAAAUUCCUUCUAUUUACAUUGAUGGCAACCAUGAUUGCAGUUCCUCUUGUCUUCUGUCCCCUGCUUACGAUGAUACACUAACUGGGCAAAUUUUGAUAAAUGUGGACUACACAAUGAAAGCACUUUGGCAUGGAGCGUACAUGUCAAAGGAAAAAAGGAUGCGAUUUUCAGAAAUUUGGCGCUCCCAUGUCAACAUGGGCAUUGAUGGAACUCCGAAGGCAGAGGAAAAGACACUUACUGAAUUUAUUAAAGCAGGUCUGAUAGAUAUCUCAUUCGAUCCUGAUUUUGAAGGAAUUUAUAGUGAGGUAUAUAAUGAUCCAACAUAUGAUCCCAAUGACUGUUCAGAGAUGGAGUUAUUUAUGAAAUAUGUGAACAACAUUUUACUUCAAAUCAACCCCUACCUCAUAAGUGUUAAACAGCAUCAAAAUAUGUUCACAUAUGAUGCAGAUUAUAUCCUCAGUAAUGCAGUUCGACUUACAGAAGAAGAAAUUGAUCUAGUAAAUUACCAGAGACUACAGCAGAGAUUGAUUCUUCACCAAAAACUUGUGGAGAAGUUUCUGACGAGGAAAGCACAAAUCCACAGAGACAUCACCUAUCUCAAGUUAAUCGCCUUCCUUGUGCCAUUGCUUAUUGCAAUGAAGAGGGAGAGGAAAAUUCCAGUUUUGAGCAGACUCCUACCUCCAUUUUCUGAUGAAAAGUUAAAAACUGAACGUGAGUUUCCACCCCUUCUUCUCGGCGCAAGUUUCAAAUGUAAACAUUUUCAAUACCAAACAAGUGAAUGCUUCCAUCUCCACGGUGGAAUUGAAUUUGAUAUAGGAACUCCUGAAAUUGAGGAUAUGCCCUAUACUAUAAAGGUUGCCUUUGAUGAUAUUUAUUCCCAAGCUAUGCACCAUCUAAAACAAUUGUUCAAUCCUGACAUGAUACUCAGAGGCCAACAUACCAUACCUAUUAUGCAGUUUGAUGAUCAGAGCUAUUAUGUAAUCUGUAUAGAACUAGAAAACCUCCAUCAGAAAACUCAGAAAUUUCAGUGGUGGAGAAACAUGAGUGAAACAGUCCACCAGUUGAAAUCCAGCAAGCUACCACUGAAUGAAGACCAGAUUGCUGAACAAUUAAAGAAAAAAUAUGGCAUUAGAAAAGCAGCAAGAUGCAAGAAUUUGCCCUUUAGUCUAAUAUCCGUGACUGACAGUGGGCUUGCUGCAGUCUUUUACUCAUUUAGUCAACUAAAUCCAAUGUCACAUCUUGGAGUUGAGGAUCAAAAUGGUUACGGACUUUUUCAUCAUGCUGCAAUGCAUAACCACGUCUCAAUUAUGUGCCUGCUGACCACAAUACGUCUGAAAAUCAAUCAGCAUCGCAAUCACAAGUUCCAAGACGCGGGUCAAACAGCUCUGCAUAUGGCAGCAAAGUGUGGGUCACUUGGUGCACUGAACUGCCUCCUAGGCCUGCGGGCAGAUCAUGCAACAACUGAUGCACGAGGUUGGACAGCAAUGCACUUUGCUGCAUUUUAUGACAAUGUUUCCUGCGUUAGAGCUCUGCAUAGAAAGGAUCCCAAAUUGCUGGAAUUAGAGACAUCAGCUAGAUAUCGUGCAACUCCAUUGUUACUUACUGCUAUGGCUGGUGCAUUUGAUACACUGCAAUAUCUACUAUCACUUGGAGCCGAUAUAUUAAAGGUUGACAAUGAAGCGAACAAUAUUGUUCAUUUAGCAGCACUUUACUUCCACACAGAUAUCCUGAUGUUCAUAAUUGAGCAGAGGAUCCCAGAGCUACGCGUCUGGAAUUUACUUAAAGAGAUGAUGCAGAGCAAAGAUUAUCACAAACAGGAAAUGGGAGUGAGAUCACUUGAAGUUCUGAGUGUGAUAAAGAGACGUUACUGGAAAGAAAUUCUUGAUGCAGGCAGCAUUCCUCCUCUUAUAGAUCUGUUGAACAGUAACCAAGAGACACUGCAAUGUAUUGCUGCUGCGGUGCUGUGUAAUCUCUCCUUCCAUCUACCAGCCUGUGAAUCAGUUAUUGAUUUUGGUAUCAUCCCAGGGCUUAUUUCAUUGCUGUACAGUAACAAGCCGGAGCUUCAGUCUCGUUGCUCUGUCAUUCUCUUUGACAUUGCCCAGGUUAAAAAUAAUGCCAGUCUCAUUGCUACUCUUGGUGCAAUUCCUCCUCUCGUGCAGAUUUUAAAUUCGGUUGUUGAAGACGUACUUGUCAAUGCAAUUAAAUUCAUUCAGAUGUUAUGCAUUAACAAUCCGAUCAAUCAGACCUUAGUAGUUAAAGAAGGGGCGAUUCCACUUUUGGUGGAGCUUUUAAGUGGCCGCUCAGAAGUACUGAAGGGCUAUUCUUCACUUGCUUUGGCUGAAAUUGCUCGUGGACACAGUGUGAACCAGGAUGUGAUUGCUGCUGAAGGGGCAAUUCCCCCUCUGGUAAAAAUCCUCAGUGGACGGAAAAUCAAGAUGCAACUAAAAGCCAUAGCAGCAGUGGAGGUAUUAGCUGACAGAAACGCUGCAACACAAAAAGAAUUUCUUGAGUUGUCUGCCGACAAACACAUUUUGAAACUUCUUAAGGUAUUUGAAAUAGAGAUCAGAGAGCAAGCCGCAACAGCUAUUUGGGCACUAGCUGGACAGACUCUCACCCAGCGAAAACAUAUGGCCAAGGAUAUUGGUUAUAAUUUGAUCAUUGAUCUUUUACUUUCCUCAUCUGAUAAAAUGCACUAUGUUGCUUGCCAGGCAAUGAUUGCUCUAAGUGAGUGCAGCAAGGAACAACAAAACAAAAUUUGUACAGAAAAUGGACUCCCUCCCUUGAUUCGACUUUUAAGGAGCUCAAGAAUAUCUCUGCGUACAUUGUUGAGUGGUAUCACUGUUCUGGGGACAAUGUGUGUUGGUGUUGCACAUAAAAAUAAUCCCUUUAGUCAAAACAAAAUUACAGAAGAGGGUGGUGUGGAUGUACUCCUUCAUUUGCUUGCUGUUUCACGUUCUCAUCAAGUGCAGGUAGAAGUGAUCUAUAACUUGGCUUGCAUUGUGUUGGGAAAUAAAGAACUACAGAAGUUGUUAAAGGAGAAACAAGCCUUGAACUACAAGACUGUAUUGAAACAUCUUAAAUAUGAUGAUAAAGAAGGCGUUUUAAGAGCAGGCGGUGCUUUAGCCCUCUUUGCUUUCAAUAAUCCAAAGCAGCAGCAGCUGAUACGUGAAGCUGGAGGCAUUCAUAUGUCGGUGUACCAGAAUUUCCUUCACUCCAAAAACGAGGUGGAUCAGGCCAAUGCUGCAUUUCAGGUAAUAAUUCUAGCGAAGGUGAUUGCAGAUGUGGAUGAGGUCACACUAACAGCCACAGGCAUCGUAACUUUAGUUAAUCUUCUGAAGUCAAACCAACCAUCCACAAUCAUUGUCGUAGGUCAACUGAUGUCCUGUCUUACUCAGACUCGAGCAGGUAUUACUGACGCCAUGAUUACAAUGGGAGCGGUGGAAAGUCUUUGUCCACAUUUAUCUGCUGAGAGGGACGAGGUCCGUGAGUCUUGCGCCACAGCUUUGGGAUACUUAAGUUUCAAUCGAACUGCUCAUCGACAUCUAUUGGUGGAGUGCAGGAACCAGCCAGAUUUGUAUGAUCUUUUAAUAUCUAACGUAAGCCCAGAUGGCAAAAUCUGCCAAGAGUUCAUCGACGAAUUCAACGUGCAAAAAUUAAUCGGCCUACCACAAGAGAGAAAGAGCAAAAAUAGAAACAUGUCCACGAGAAAAGAUGAAAACUUUGCCUUUAAAAAAAAAAACGGCUCCACAAUCAAAUGA
Amblyraja radiata (thorny skate) is the source of this 5810-nucleotide messenger RNA. It is a transcript of the gene ankar, whose product is annotated as ankyrin and armadillo repeat containing. Lineage: Eukaryota; Metazoa; Chordata; Chondrichthyes; Rajiformes; Rajidae. The record is from RefSeq and is a predicted model, not a curated record. Gene Ontology annotation, molecular function: protein binding. The coding region runs from base 1695 to 5810 and encodes 1371 amino acids. The transcript is spliced from 22 exons.